Messenger RNA from Mugil cephalus (flathead mullet), 2596 nucleotides. It is a transcript of the gene slc18a3a, whose product is annotated as solute carrier family 18 member 3a. The transcript has a single exon. Gene Ontology annotation, biological process: transmembrane transport; chemical synaptic transmission; xenobiotic transport. The record is from RefSeq and is a predicted model, not a curated record. The coding region runs from base 506 to 2056 and encodes 516 amino acids. Gene Ontology annotation, molecular function: xenobiotic transmembrane transporter activity; acetylcholine transmembrane transporter activity. Gene Ontology annotation, cellular component: AP-1 adaptor complex; terminal bouton; AP-2 adaptor complex. Lineage: Eukaryota; Metazoa; Chordata; Actinopteri; Mugiliformes; Mugilidae.
CUGCAGAGUGUAUUCCUCUCACGGCCGACAAAAACCAGUCCGGUUGAUGUGAAAUGAUGACUUAGAUCACAGCGUUACAGGUGACUGGAGACAGCUUGGAGCAUCUGGGAGCCGGAGGAGAGCAGCAGGCGGAUCUUAAACAGCCAGUGCGCUGCUGGAGACGGCACUCUGAGCUAUAGGUGAAUCCCCAACCCGGGAGCGCUGUCCGGGACCAGCGCGUCACCUGAAUGACGGGAUAUGAGAGAAUGAAGCAACUGGGGACGGCAGAGAUAAAACGAGUCCAAGUAACAAGGGUGGAAAAGCGCAUGCGAUGACGGACAGCACAAGGCACAGAGAAGAGGUAAAGCAGAGGGAAGUUGUCUAGCUAAUUAAGGCUCACUCAUCUGGAUAAGAAAACAAACUAACAGAACAAAUGUGCCAAGCGCGCGUAAUUCUAUAACCGAACCGGUAAAACGGAUAUUCUUUUUUGAAAAAAACAAAACUUGAGAAAGAAAGAGUAAAAAUCAUGGAGCCGGAAGGGACAACAGAGGGACAGACUUCUAACAUGGCACAAUCUGCCGCCUCCAAAUUGUCCCAGAUGGGCGAAAGAACUAAACAACUGGGCAUCGUAAUCCAAGACCCAGAACGACAGAAACGGAUUAUUCUAGUAAUAGUCUGCACAGCACUUUUGUUAGACAACAUGCUUUACAUGGUAAUUGUGCCAAUUGUGCCAGAUUACCUUGAAGGGCUACAGAACGCAGCGGAUCGUGCCCACAUUGCUGCUCUUCACAGCAACUUCACUAACAGCACCGCAACCAAGGGGAACUUUGACCUACAGAUAGGCGUUCUUUUUGCCUCCAAGGCCAUCCUGCAGCUCCUGGUGAACCCACUAAGUGGUACAUUUAUAGACAGGGUCGGGUACGAUAUCCCACUCUUCAUCGGACUCAAUGUCAUGUUUCUCUCCACUCUAAUAUUUGCCUUCGCUGACAACUACGCGACUCUGUUCCUGGCGCGCAGCAUGCAAGGCCUCGGCUCUGCUUUCGCCGACACUUCAGGGAUCGCCCUGAUCGCAGACAAGUACACAGAGGAGACAGAGAGAAGCAAAGCGCUGGGUAUUGCCUUGGCUUUCAUUUCUUUUGGGAGUCUGGUGGCGCCCCCCUUUGGAGGGGUCCUCUAUGAGUUCGCCGGGAAGCGGGUGCCUUUUUUGAUUCUGGCCUGCAUUUGUCUCGCUGAUGGUAUUUUAUGUUUGCUUGUACUGAAGCCCUUCUCUAACAGAGAAAGAGAAAACAUGCCAGUGGGCACCCCUAUAUACAAACUCAUGAUUGAUCCUUACAUAGCUGUAGUGGCCGGCGCUCUGACCAUCUGUAACAUACCCCUCGCCUUCCUUGAACCCACUAUCGCCAACUGGAUGGAGGACACCAUGCAUUCCAGCCAGUGGGAGAUCGGCAUGACAUGGUUCCCUGCAUUCUUCCCUCACGUCUUAGGUGUAUUCCUCACGGUUAAACUAGCAGCCAAGUACCCUCACCUGCAAUGGUUUUAUGGGGCUAUAGGGAUGGUUAUUAUAGGUGCGAGCUCGUGCACAGUGCCAGCCUGCAAAAACUUUGGUCAGCUCAUGAUUCCCUUGUGUGGCAUCUGUUUUGGCAUCGCCUUCGUGGACACGGCGCUCCUGCCAACACUGGGUUUCCUGGUGGAUGUGCGACAUGUGUCAGUGUAUGGCAGCGUGUACGCCAUCGCAGAUAUCUCGUACUGUGUGGCUUACGCCAUGGGGCCCGUGGUAGCCGGAGAGAUAGUGCACAACCUGGGGUUCGCUCAGCUCAACUUGGGCAUGGGGCUCGCCAAUGUACUUUACGCACCGGCGCUCCUUCUGCUGAAGAACGUGUCGCAGAUGAAGCCUUCUUUCUCCGAGCGAAACAUGCUCCUGGAAGACGGCCCGACGGGGCUGUAUGACACGAUUAAGAUGGAGCAGCGAGAGAAGAAGAAGAAGGGCUUGUGCACAACGAUCGACGAGAAUGGCAUUGAGACUUUUGCGCAGCGGUCGUACUCAGAGGAGGAAUCCUCAGGAGGAGAGUAUGCGUAAAAGACCUUUAACUGAGUGAAAAACUAUCAAAGUGCCCAUGUAUAGUUGUGUGUGCCCCGUCAGAGUCACUCAAUUGCAUAACACGAUUAGGAUUGUGUAACAACACCAAUUAUUUGCUGCUUCUGGUGACAAUUCCUUUGGGUUUUGUCAAAUCAAACGGUUUUUGCAGUAGAAAGGCGCUCGCUGGCGUUUCUUCAUUUUAAAGUGAGAGUAUUGUGAAAGAUUUGCUGAAUUAAAUGUCUAUUCAUUAACAGUAUGUACCACUGUAUCAGGCUCGUAUUCAGGGAUUGUGUGUAAACGUAUUUUAAGAAAUGAACUACAGUAAUGUAUGCGUCUUUCACCGUGUUCUAUUUUUAUUUUGCUGCUAAACUCAAUAUGCAAUAUUGUAUGUCACAGAACAGUUUGAGAAUGGUGGAAAUCUGCGUCGUGUUGUUUAUUUAUUUUGAAUGAUGUAUUUCUGGAAUGCAUAGCCUCAAUGUAUGAUCUGCGACUGUACAUACAUGUAUAUUCAUGUACAUAAUUAAAUCAGUAUUAUGUGAA